AUGUCUUCAAGUAAUCCGCCCGAAGCGGUUGUACCCGAUCUGAACUCAUCUACCGUAUCAGCAGCGGCAGGCGCAGACGCGAACUCUGUCGCAAUGCAACAACAAGAACAACAACAAUCUGCGACACCCCCUCCGAUCCUACCUCCCCAAGAGCAGAACCUCUCAAGCGACAUAGUCAUGGCCGAUGCUCCUGAAAUACCUGCUUCAGCAGCAAUUAUUUCCAACCCGGCGAAUGAGUCUCCAGCAGUCAUUUCCAACCCGGCGAAUGAGUCUCCAGCAGUCAUUUCCAACCCGGCGAAUGAGUCUCCAGCAGUUGUUUCCAACCCGGCGAAUGCCCCAAGCCCAAUUCCUGCCAGAGUCGGAACUCCCUCACGCACCACUAAUGGCACCGAUGUUGCUUCUCGUGCCCCGUCCCAACACCCCGAGCCUUCCUCCACGGUCCCAAAGGAAGCUCCUUUACAUGGUGCACCCGUAAGACAAUACAUGAACAGCAAGGUGACGGGUCCUGUCAUGGAUGGAAUGAAGGUUCUUGCCAAAGAGCAACCACGGGAUCCUUUGCGCGUGUUGGGCGAAUACUUGUUGCAGAGAUCGAAGGAACUGGAAGGAACAUGA
Messenger RNA from Drepanopeziza brunnea f. sp. 'multigermtubi' MB_m1, 612 nucleotides. RefSeq lists its product as uncharacterized. The record is from RefSeq and is a predicted model, not a curated record. Lineage: Eukaryota; Fungi; Ascomycota; Leotiomycetes; Helotiales; Drepanopezizaceae.